CAGUCAUACCAUUCAUUCACAGUUACAUGUUAUUAAAUUCCAGCAAUAAGAUAUAAUUACUUGCAGGAAAACAAAUGAAUGUGUAACUAAAAACAUAGUAGUUAUUAAAACGCUCAGUGAAUUCAUUAACAAAGGAAAAAGGAGGUGAUAAAGUCACAACAACAAAAUUCAAAUACCUACUCCUGUAGAAUCUACAUUCCACUCAACUGACGUGUCAAAACAACUUGCAUUAAAGUAACAAAUUUAUAAUUUCACAAUAUAAUUUAAUAGCCGUAUUGCAUUGAUUCCAAUACAAACCUGGCGCAUUCCGGCAACAGUAUGCGACGCAAUAAUUAUCCGUAUCAACCCCUUAACCAAACGGCAGGUCAAAGUGCUUUACCACACGACGCGCUAGAAGAGGAGAACGAACGCGCUGCUGAGGAACUAAAACAUAAAAUAGGUGCACUUAAGUCAUUAACUAUAGAUAUUGGCAACGAAGUUCGCUAUCAGGACAAGUUGUUACGUGGUAUCGAUGAUGACAUGGAUAGAACGGGUGGAUUUCUCGGUAAUACAAUGGCACGAGUGGUACGCUUAGGGAAGCACAGUGGUGGCCGUCAUAUGUGCUAUAUGUUUCUUUUUGUAUUGUUUGUAUUUUUAAUAUUAUACGUUGUCAUUAAAAUUAAGUGAACCGAUUGCUUUAAUUAAAUUAUAAUGAAAGGUUUAGCUGAA
This is a messenger RNA of Bactrocera neohumeralis, 708 nucleotides long. RefSeq names its product BET1 homolog (gene Bet1). The coding region runs from base 319 to 666 and encodes 115 amino acids. NCBI's taxonomy places the organism in Eukaryota, Metazoa, Arthropoda, Insecta, Diptera, Tephritidae. Gene Ontology annotation, molecular function: SNAP receptor activity. The transcript has a single exon. Gene Ontology annotation, biological process: endoplasmic reticulum to Golgi vesicle-mediated transport; vesicle fusion with Golgi apparatus. Gene Ontology annotation, cellular component: Golgi trans cisterna; SNARE complex. The record is from RefSeq and is a predicted model, not a curated record.